CGAGCGGUAAACACGCGCAGCCUCCGAUGACCGCGUGACUCACCGUCAUCACUCAGCACGACGCGCGAUCUACGUACGCGGUAAAUACCUGUGACCGGCGCGGGACUUACGCUCGACUUUGUUUGCAAAAAAUAUAACACUCGAUUACAACCGGCGCUGACGCAACGCGUGGGGAAAUAUCUCCAAUUAAAUCCGCUCAGCUGAUAUUGACAGUGCGUCUUCGCACGAGAUAUUACGCGCGCUUCUCGGAACUUUUAAACCGUCAGCCGGCAACUCAGAUGAUAGAAGAUAUUUUGGUCUAUUCCGCUCGAGCCUUACCCAGUGACUCAUAUAAAAUGACGAAAGUUAAGUUGAAGUCGUCAAGGCCCGACCCGAUUCCUACUAGUAUACGUAAAUAUUGAGUUAAGGAAAAAGUUAUGUAAACGUUCGUGAUUGUUUACAUCAUUGAAUCAUAGUAUCGUGUGAUACUUAGUGAGUGAACUUGUGUUAAAUAAUUAACUGUCAAAAACUGUGUAGUAACCUAUAGUUAAAAAGUUAAUACAAUUGCUAACUUCACUCGAAGAUCUCUUUAUAGUACAACAACCAAAAAUAUUCCCGUAUCUAAAUGUAAAUACAAAAAAAAAAGCAAUCAAUCAAUCAAAAAGGAACAGCACUUCAACGAACAAUAACACGGAAAAUAAUCUUGGAUUGGUGCCAAAAGUCGCAUUAAGAAGGUAGUUCAAGUGUUCCUAACAAUAACUUACUCAUCGGUGUAAAGGUCAUACGCAAAGAGCUGUGGCGAAAGUUUCAACACCUUGCAUACCAUAACAUAUUCUUGCCAAUUAAUUAUACGACGUAAACUGUUGUAUCUUGAUUUAAAAUAUUAUUAGAAUCAAAAACCGCCUGCCUUAUUUCCCAAACGUGCAUGGAUAGUAAACUUAAGAUACUUAAAUAGACUGAGGAAGAACUGAAAGAAAAAUCGCCAAAGAACGCACAAAACAAAAUAUUAUACUCGAAGAUACAGCCUUCUAGAGAUUAGCAAAUUAGUACAAGAGUGCGCGGUAGAAGUGUGUGAUGCUGUAUUGAAGGAUGCACUUGCCCUAUGAGUCGAGGGGCCGUCGGCGCCGAGAGAUGGCGGAACUCGAGCCUUGGUGGGUGCAUUCCAUUAUCGAGGAGACGAAGAGUGAGCACCCGGAUCUCGUGCGCACCGGCAGCCCUGACUACAUGUGCUCGGCGCUACCACACCACUGGCGCUCGAACAAGACCUUGCCCGGGGGCUUCAAGGUGGUAGCCCUGGGCGAGGUGAUGGACGGCACGCAGGUCACCGUGCGCGCCGGAAACGACGAGAACUGCUCCGCGGAACUGAGGAACAACACCGCGGUCAUGAAGAACAGGGUCGCUAAGUUUAACGACUUGAGGUUCGUCGGGAGAAGCGGUAGAGGGAAAAGUUUUUCGUUGACAAUCACGAUAUCGACGUCGCCGCCUCAAGUAGCGACGUACCAGAAGGCAAUCAAGGUGACCGUUGAUGGACCAAGGGAACCACGCUCUAAAACUAGUACAAAUGUCUCACCGCACCAAAUCAGAGCGAUAGGGUUCCAGCGGUCGUUCAUCCCGAACCCUUCAAUGGCGCUGCGGGAGAUGGAGUACAAGUCCUCGUCCAGGAGUCUGCGCUCCCUGUCCCACGAAGAGCGGGAGUACAAGACCAACGCCAAUUUACCCACUGAAGAAAACACCGGCAACAUACUGGGCGCCAGUGAGUGGAACACGGGGUACCCGUCCACGGCCACCGUGUACCCGAGCUAUGGCCCCUUGCAACCUCCCUACUACAAGCCAGACCCCACAAUACACAUACCUGCAGUCCUCCCGGAAAUACAGCUGGGGCACACCGACUACAGUAGCUUCCAAUCAAGUUCAACUGGCUUCAAGGGGAGUCCGAGCGCCGCCACCGGCACGCUCACAGACCUCAACCCCGCGGCCAUGCCGGCACAGAGAUACGACCCCAACUACUACAACACCUGGCCCACCAACUCAUACAACUAUCAAUAUAAUAACAUCAACAACAACCCCGCCUGCCUACAGUCCCACACGCCUUACAUUAACCCUAACACCCAAAUGAUCGUACCAAAUCUAUAUUCCACAGUCAACCAAAACGAAAUCCACGUCCAUCUCCAUAGUUCCGACAAAUAUAAUAUCUCUGAACAGUACUUGCCGCGUGAGAUAAAAAUAAGCGAUAUAGAUGGCGCGAUUUCCAUAACCACAGAUUUGCCAGGUGUGAACGAAGCGAGCGGUCUAGUGCAAACUUGUGAAACUGUUGAUGAUGUUAAACAUGGACUCUACGGUGCGGGUAACCAAGAAGUUUGGAGACCCUAUUGACAAAUCGUACAACCUCAUUAUGAUAAUCAACAUUCCAUUGUACAUAUUGUGAUAUAGUUAUUGUUUUUUAAUAAAAUUGUAGAUUUAUUGUAUAGUAGGUAUCAAUUAAUGUUAAACAUUAAUUAGAUGAUAAGUGUUAAUAAAUGUAUUCGAUUAAUAAGAUAAAUUAACAUUACAUGUUA
This is a messenger RNA of Maniola jurtina (meadow brown), 2534 nucleotides long. Its product is annotated as runt-related transcription factor 3-like. Gene Ontology annotation, biological process: regulation of DNA-templated transcription. NCBI's taxonomy places the organism in Eukaryota, Metazoa, Arthropoda, Insecta, Lepidoptera, Nymphalidae. The coding region runs from base 1069 to 2352 and encodes 427 amino acids. The record is from RefSeq and is a predicted model, not a curated record. The transcript is spliced from 6 exons. Gene Ontology annotation, cellular component: nucleus. Gene Ontology annotation, molecular function: ATP binding; RNA polymerase II cis-regulatory region sequence-specific DNA binding; DNA-binding transcription factor activity, RNA polymerase II-specific.